GAUUCCAUUUCUGCCGCCUAAUACCAUCACACGAUCUAUUUUUCUAUCUCGUUGUUCUUCCCUUCAUUAGUUUUUUUAUAUAAAUUUCUUUCAAAUUUUUGCAAUUAUUUUUCUGAGAUUUAUUCAUAGUUCCGCUCUGGGAUACGAUCCAUAUUUUUUCGACAGAUUUAUAAUGUUUUUUUGUGUUAUUGUGGGUGGUCUCCGAUGAUAGACCUAUUUUAGAUAUUUAUUGAUUUUUUGUAAAAAUAUCAAUAGAUAUCGUAAAACAUGAAUAGAUAUGUACUACAUGAUCCGAAAUGAAAUAUUAUUAAUUUUUUAACUGAUUCCGAAACCUGUAAAUUUGGGUAUAAUUUUGAGCUUUUUAUAAAUUUUAAGUUUCAUAAUUUCAGUACAUUUUUGUUAAUAAUUAGAUAUUACUUAAGAGGCUUACAACCAGAAAAUGGUUUGAUCUAUUUCUUCCAAAGUGUGUUCCUUUCCAAAGACAUGUUUUCUAGCAAGGGUGUGUAAUGAAAUGAAGUGAAGUAGAUCAAAUUUGGAGGGCAGAAACUGACUUUUUUGGUCUCUACCACUUGCAAUGGGUACUUGUCAUGAAUUGUAGGGACCAUGUUCCAUGGUUCCUCUUGUAAAAUUGGAAUACAAUUCCGUAGAAAUUUUAAAGAGGCUGUGAUGAUAGUUUUGUGUAUUUUUUAAUGGCGGUCUUAUCUUCUUAUUUAGAAUACAAUUUGAUGAUAUGAUUCGUAUCUUGGCGUAGUUACCCGGAAAUUGACACCGCGGUUGCAGCCAUGGUGGUCUUAUCUUCUUAUUUCCCAAUGGAAAAACAUUUAUGAGCCUCACAAAAAUUUCUACUUUUUGUAUAGAAAUUAUGAGCCUCAUAAGGGAGGUCUUAUGGAGGUGCCUUGAGACGAGAAGAGUUCUCAUCGCGUACACUCGCGCGAUCAAGGAUAUGUACGAUGGGGCUAUGACUAGGGUAAGGACCUCCGGGGGCGACUCUGAGUCAUUCUCGGUAGGGAUGGGGUUGCACCAGGGGUCUGCCCUUAGCCCUUUUUUGUUCGUCUUGGUGAUAGACGUCCUAACUCAAGGUGUUCAAGAAGGAGUCCCAUGGUGCAUGCUUUUCGCGGAUGAUAUUGUGCUUAUCGACGACACACGUGAGGGACUAAACGAUAAGUUGGAGCGAUGGUGCCUCGCCCUUGAGACUAAAGGAUUCAGAAUAAGUAGGAACAAGACUGAAUACAUGGAAUGUCGUUUCAACGGUCGGGAAACAUAAUCAGAAGUGGAAGUUAGGAUUGACUCUCACGUAGUACCUAAGGUAGACAGGUUCUGAUAUCUUGGCUCGGUAAUCCAGGCGGAUGAGGAGUUAGACGGGGAUGUUGGACAUCGUGUAGGAGUGGCUUGGGCCAAAUGGUGGUUGGCCUCAGGGGUGUUGUGUGACUCGUAGAUUUUGCCCAGGAUGAAAGGUAAGUUCUACCGAUCUGUAGUCAGACCUGUUAUGUUAUACGGGGCAGAGUGUUGGGCAGUUAAGAAGACUCAUGUGCGUUGUCUGCAUGCGGCGGAGAUGCGGAUGUUACGAUGGAUGUGUGGGAAGACAAGGUUGGAUAGGAUUUCGAACGAAGUUAUCCGACGUCAGGUAGGCAUGGCGCCGGUGGAAGAUAAGUUGCGGGAAGCGAGGUUGAGAUGGUUUGGGCAUGUGAGACGGCGAGAUGCUGAUGCCCUUGUGCGGAGGUGCAAGAGGAUAACGAUUAUCGGGGGAAGUAGGGGAAGGGGUAGACCUAGGAAGAAUUGGAAGGAGUUGAUUAGGCAGGAUUUAGGACUUCUCACCCUGACUGAGGAUAUGACCUUAGAUAGGAACCUUUGGAGGACUAGGAUUAAAGUAGCUGGUUAGGAGCUCGGUGCUGCAGAGGUUUUUUUUGUAGUGUGUUGUGUUUGAUUGGAAUUUUUUAUUUUUGCUUGCUGGACUUUCAUUUCAUUAUUGUACUUGGUGCUUUAUCCUGUUAUAUCCUGUUAUAUUGUGUUCCCUACCAUAUUUUUUGUGCAGGUUGAGUCGGGGGUCUCUUGGAAACAGCCUCCCUACUUUCGAGUAGGGGCAAGGUCUGCGUACACACACCCUCCCUAAACCCUACUAUAGUGGGAUUCAACUAGGUUGUUGUUUAUAAUUUCUCGUAUUUGUAUAAAUUGAAAUAGAAUUGGUGGUUUUUUUGGUGUCCAUAUGAGGGCCUCUUUAACACUGCAUAUGUCUGGGCCAUUUUGUGGGGAUGAAGUGAAAGAUUCAAGGAAUGUACCUGUAAUUUUACUGGUGGAAGAGGCAUUACUUUAACAAUUUUGUCCACCUAUAAUUGUAAAGUUGCUGGAUUGUGAUGCUUUUGUUCGGCCUUUUGUGAUUGUAAUAGAAACAUAGGUCAGAUUGUAUGGAUUUGUGCCAAGUGUACCAAACUUGUAAUAGCCAUUGGAUUGUUUAAAA
This is a messenger RNA of Cuscuta campestris, 2455 nucleotides long. Lineage: Eukaryota; Viridiplantae; Streptophyta; Magnoliopsida; Solanales; Convolvulaceae. The record is from the annotation of a GenBank genome assembly.